AUGGACAAGGAGAGUUAUAUGCAGCAAAGGGCCUCGCUGAACCGCGACACUAUCUCGACUGAGACCAACCUGUCAUUGCGUGGGCACACACCCGCAUCAUCGAGGACUGUUGCCUGUGAAACAACUGAGCAGGCGGCGACCUAUUCUUCGGUUGCCCCCUUUAAUACCUACCCGCUAUCAUAUGAUUCAUUGCCAACACCGGUAUCCGUAGCCGGUUCUCCGUCCAUGCUGGAGAGAGCUGGGUCCAAGAUGUCUCAUACCUACAAUGGAAGCAACUCACAGCAAGGAACUCCUCCGAACACAGGCCGGAUCAGCCACACAGAAUGGUUCCAUGAUCAAGCUCACUCCAUGAUGACAACCAGUCAGGCAGCAUCCCCUAUGGCUAUGCACCCAUCUGCGGAUAUUCUGGCAAUGCAUGGCCUCGAAUCCACAGGAUCACCUCGACGUCAAAGUAUGGCCGUCUCUGCUCCAGGCAGUCCUCCCACCUAUUUUGGUUCUUAUGGCGUCUCGGGAGACUCGGUUACGGAGGAGGACUUGUCACCCCACAUGUCUUCCACGGCGCUGUUUACAAACAUCUCCAGUGUCGAUCCCUCCAGUCUGACCAAGACAGAACCCACAGAGCACUAUGGGUAUACUUCACCACCUAUGUCACUAAGUUCCUCCACUCAGCAUGUGCCUAUUCUUGGUUCGGCGCCCACUCCCGGGGGUCUUGGGCCACCGAUGACACCAAUUGACGGGCUUCACCACCCAUUCCCGCCCCUCGGUCACCCUCCUCCCCUCAUACUAGAGAUGUACCCACCCUAUAAACGGGGAUCAAGAUCAAAGAACACAAAGCGAGCUGGACAGAGGAAACGCUCACGUACUACACGGAGAAAUUCCUCCAUCCAUGGCGGCCAAGGGGAGUUCUCAAACCAGGGAGCUUCAUCUGCUGGAAGAGCCUCGCCCUCUGGUGUCGUGAACAGCCAACGCAUGCCUCAUGAGAAAAUCAAGUUGAGCGAUGCUGCGCCAAAGGACACCCAGUUCCUCUUUAACACUCGGCUGGAGAUGGAAAGCAGCAAGGGAAAAGCAAUGUGGGAACGUAUCGCGGACAAAUACGCUGAGCAGUUCGAGAGAAAAGAGAGAGCUGCUCUACAGAUGCAGCUUAAUCGUGCGGUGUUUGAGCACAGCAUAUGGCCUGAGAGUGAGGAUCGACUGCUCUUAGAAGCUGCCGCAGAGUACGACAAUAAUCGAUACGAUGGGAUCAUCAAGAUAAUGAAAGAGCGUAGUAACGGAAGUAUGGCGUGGGAUUGGAAACCACCACACAUCAUCAAACGUUUGGUAGAGCUGGGUGAGGAAGAGUACGAUCCAGAAGGGAAUGGAGAGAAGGGUAGGAAAUCACGCAAGAAGAAGCAAAGUCAACGGACCCAGGCCAUCACUUGGAAUCCAACACCAGGAUCCGAAGCAAACGUCUUGUAUGAUGACGAGGCCAUGAGAAGGCGGGCUCGUGCGUCGCUGAGCGUCGAGGAGGCGGAUAUGCUUUUCAACAACGUCUGGCAGCCCGAGAUGGAGCCAGAGGAGCCGGAUCUAAUGCAAAUUUCCGAGCCAGAGUCAUCCAUGAGACAUCCGUCUGCGGAACAGGACAUGAACCAAGCUCACAGCGAACGAGUCGCCAAACAGGCGUGUCAACAGCUCAUGGCCAAGCAACAUAGAGAUACCAGUUCUUUCUACGGCAGCCCUUUCCCAGAGAGAGAUCAUCACAUGUCCUAA
Neoarthrinium moseri is the source of this 1746-nucleotide messenger RNA. RefSeq lists its product as uncharacterized. Lineage: Eukaryota; Fungi; Ascomycota; Sordariomycetes; Amphisphaeriales; Apiosporaceae. The transcript has 3 exons. The record is from RefSeq and is a predicted model, not a curated record. The coding region runs from base 1 to 1746 and encodes 581 amino acids.